GUUUUCCCAUAUUUUGAAGGAGGAUGGGAAUAAAAGAUACUAUUUAUUCACAUUUUUCGGAGAUGCUUUAGGCUAGAAAAGAACAUAAGAACAUGGUGGAUCAAUUUGUAUAAAUUAUGGCAAACUUAGAGACAUGGUUGGCUGAAGAAAAUUCCAUCAUCCAAAAACCAGAUAAUGAGAAGCAAGCGUAUCUUUAUGAAUGGUUGGAACGAUUAAUUGAACAUCUGAAUAAUGGAAAAGCAACUAAUGUAGAAAUCAAGAAGAUACAGCCAAAAAUUGUUGCAACGUUGCAUAAAAUUCUGGAAAUAAAUUGCAGUCCCGCUACCCAACAGCAACUAGCAUUAUGUUUUGCAGCCAUAUUUAAUGCGGGAACAACACUUGGUCUAUUUGACAGUGUUAACAAAUGUGUUGAUAUCAUUAAGAGUCGUGAUGAUUCACCAAAUAAUCAGUCAAUAAAACUGUCUGCUAUUUGUUGUAUGGGAGGAAUAUAUAAAAAACUUGGACGAAUGGUAUUUUUUAUUUUUUUUAUUUCAAUAAAGUUUUGUGUUGAUAAGUUACCAUGUAAUAUAAGUAUUUUUCAUUGUUUUUCUUCUCUUCAGGUUGGUACACUGUUCGAUAUUGGUUUGCAAAGUUUAACAAAAAUUUUGUACAAGUCCGAGUCUCAAGCAAAAUGUGAGAUUCUAUUGUGCUUUCAAAAGAUGUUGUUUGGACUGGGCAAUGCUGCAUCAUCCGGAUAUAAAGAUAUUUAUAAAGCUUGCAAAGCCUGUCUUGUUGAUAAAUCCAUGUCAGUUAGGUGGGCAGCAGCCAAAUGUGCUUUGGAGUUAUCAAAACAUGCCAAUUUUCUAUGUACAACAGACUUGGAGACAAUGGUGUCGACAUGUUUAAAAGCUUUAGAGGGCUCAAAUUAUGAUGUCAGAGUCCAAGUGGCUCAGUUGCUUGGUAUUUUAAUGGCUGGGUCACAGAAAGUUGUACCUAAUGCAAAUAAAAAUACAAAAAAGAUCUCAAUUGAGGAUGUAUUUGGACUUAUGGCUUCAGCCUUUUUAAAAGGUGGUAUUGGUUUCUUAAAAAGCGGAGGAAUCAUCGAGUCAGGUUUAAACCGAGAAAUACGUGUGGGUGUAACACAGGCAUAUGUGGUUUUCUUUCAUGAAAUGGGAACAAAAUGGGUUUCAAAAUAUCUUGCUGGUGUUAUUAUUCACAUUCUGGAACUUGCUGCAAGUCAAAAAGCAACAGCCACUCAUAUAGAUGCUGUAUACUCUCGAAAAUGCGUCUCCUUUAUUCUACAUUCUGUGUUCCAUGGGAUGCUACCUGAGCGUUCACAAGUACAUGCUGUGAAAGAGUUGUGUAAAGUGAUCACGAAACAAAUGAAUAAUAUCCAUCAGAUAGUGUCAUCCGAAAACAAUUCUGAUUCUGCAUUUAACAUUGAUGUGAUUAGUACUCAACAUGUUCUUGUUUGUGCUUUAGCAGAAAUCAGUAAUUUAGUAUUAGCAUUGACAUCAUCAGUUAAAGCAAUUAUGAAUGACACCAUUGUGGAGGCUGUGUUCUCAACAUUAAUCCAUCCAGUACCAGCGGUAUGGCUUUCUGCUGCAUGGUGUAUCCGGUCGUGCACAAUCGCGAUUUCAUCAAACAUGACGAAUUUGAUAGAUGUAUGUAUGAACAAGAUGAAAAUAUUGAGGUCGUCAGCAGAAGCAGUGACUGGUUAUGGUUAUACAUUAGCAGCAAUAAUCGGUGGCUUGUAUAAAUGUCCAUUGGGUUUGCCUUUUGCUAAAGCUAAAACUUUAUUUUCUUUAACAAUGGACCUUUUACAAAAUGGAGGAAAAAAUGGCAAACUUGCAUUGUGCAAAGUUCAAACUGGGUGGGUCCUGCUUGGUGCUUUGUGUACUUUAGGACCAUCAUUUAUCAAAAGCUGUAUUCCAGACAUGCUGCAAAUAUGGUCAUCGGUUUUUCCUGCUAGUAACAAGGAUGUUGAUGCAGAGCAAAGCCGAGGCAACCUAAAAACAUGGCAACUGACAUUAGAAAACCGUGCUGGUGCUUUAUGCUCAAUGGCAGGUUUCGUCACGCAUUGUAAACAGCUUUUGGUGCCAGAUGUUGUCAGAAAAAUGAUGUUACCUGUUGAAGCUGCACUUGUAUUCUUUCAGAAGCUUCAAAAUUUGGUGAAAACCCAUGGACCUCAACUUCAACCUUCUGUUGCCAUGUUUAAAUCUCGAUUGUAUCAUCUUUUGUCUAAAUUGCAACAGCCAAGAUUGUUUGAGGGUUUUUUCACUCCAUUGCUCAGGGACCUGGUAACUGUUUUUACACUGGCCAAUCAAAAAGGGUCCACAAUGACGUCAUUACUUCAGUCGUUGUGUCAUAAAGAUGAUAGCCUUUUAUUGGGUUCUUGGCUUCAAGAAACAGACCAUAAAGACGUAGAAGAACAGCUUCAGUUAAACAGUGCAUCAGGUUCAGGUGCAUUGGAACACGAUUCAGCUUGUGUGUAUGCUGCAUGCAAGAAUAUGAAAUUUCCUGGACCUCUACCACUUGGUGUUGCAGUCAUUGAUAAUGCAAUUGUUUUGUUUGGUCAUAUUUUCCCCUUCGUGACAAAUAAACAUCGCUCACAAUUAAUGAGCCAUUUCAAUGAAUGCAUUGUCAAGAAUAAAGGAAGUCGACAACAAGCGAUACAAACAAAUAUUUUCACAGCUUUCUUAGCUGCACUCAAGAACUUAGCUGAGAACAAAUCUGUUUUUGGAGAAGAGAGUGUACGAUCCCAUGCAAACAUUUUGGUGCAGGAUGCAUUAGCGAACACAGAUAAUAUCUUGCGUUGUGCUGCUGGCGAAGCUCUGGGGAGAAUGGCACAAGUGAUGAACGAUCCAGAAUUUGUAGCAGCCACAGCUCAAGCAAGUUUUGAGAAAUGUCAGAAAACUCCUGAUGCUGUCAUCAGAACUGGCCAUGCUCUCGCUUUAGGCUGUUUGCAUAGAUAUGUUGGCGGUAUGGGGUCUGGACACCACUUGGUUAACAGCGUAUCCAUAUUAAUUGCGCUAGCAAAAGAUGCAUCGUCAACUCUUGUGCAAAUUUGGUCAAUGCAUGGUCUUACAUUGAUAGCUGACUCAGGAGGGCCAAUGUUUCGUACAUUUGUUGACCAGUCACUAUACACAGUUAUCAACCUGUUACUUCAAACACCACCCUUCAUGACCGAGGUUCAUCAAUGUCUUGGAAAAUGUAUUGGAGCACUUAUCACAGCUAUUGGACCAGAACUGCAAGACACAUCCAAGGUCAUGGAACGCUCGCGUUUGUUCUGCAUGACGGCUUGUUCAAUCAUGCAAAACCAUCCCGACUCGUUAGUACAAUCAGAAGCGAUACGUUGUUUACAGCAAUUACAUUUAUUUGCACCCAACGUCGUCAAUUUGAACACGCUUGUUCCUCAUCUCUGUCAGAACCUGUUAAGUCCUCAUCUGAUCCUACGAAGAGCUAGUGUUGAUUGCAUGAGGCAGCUGUCUCAUCGCGAAGCUAGAGACAUUUGUCAGUUGGGUAAAUCUAUUGUUGAAAAUAACGAAGAAGUGACAAAAAAGAUGUAUAUUGGUAAUAAGGGUCUGGAAGGUUUGUUGUUCAGUUUGUUAGAUGCUGAAGUUGAGUCUCGCUUACUCAAACACAUCCGUGAAACAAUCACCAGCAUGUUGCAAGCACGUGCAGCGACAGAAUUGAAACAUUGGCUUGGACUGUGUAAGCAAGUCCUGUUAGCUUCGAAUGUGGAAGACGCACCUGAAAAGCCUACCGUUGGUGCGGAUGAUGAUGAUGGUGAGGAAGGAAAUAUAGUGGUUAGUAGCAAAGACCCACCACAACCUACCAUCUCACCGAAAUGGCCGACACGUGUGUUUGCAAUGGAAUGUACAAGGAUGAUUUUAGAGGUUUGCAAGGCCCACAAGGAGCAUACAGAUUUAACACAUGCAAGGUUGUUGAAAGAAAAAAAUCCAGCGGAUGAGUUUUUAGUAACACAACUGUCAGAACUUGUGAGAAUGGCGUUCAUUGCUGGUACUUCGACAAACGAUUUGCUGAAAUUAGAAGGGAUGAAGACUCUACAGGACGUCGUGGUUUUGUUCGCGAAUGUGCCGGACCCGGACAUUCCAGGUCAUUUAAUACUGGAGCAGUUUCAAGCACAGGUUGGAACUGCUCUGCGACCUGCUUUUGCUGAUAAUGUACCCCCUGAUGUUCGAGCGAUGGCUUGUGAGGUAUGCUCUUCAUGGAUUGGAUGUGGAAUAUCACGUGAUAUAAAUGACGUGCGUCGAAUUCAACAACUUUUAGUGAACUCGUUAGAAAAAAUCGACUCGUCAGAUGACCUCUCCAAGUUGGUGUAUAGCGAAAGUGCGUAUACGUUACAAACGUUAGCUGUCUUGAAAGCUUGGGCACAGAUUUACAUCAUGGCAAUAAAACAUGAGAGCGAAUCAGGCAAACCAUCUGAAGAUGAAUACACCACUUCAAGUUUACUCGAUCUAGUUCAGAAGGAUUUAAAGUUGUUGGUGAAACACUGGAUAGGCGCUGCACGUGACUAUGUGUUAUUGACUCUUCCUGUGCAGUAUGCAUCCCAGUUACCUCCGGAAGGAGGUACGUUCUACAGCGCCGAGAUGGUGGAGGAAGUGGGAUCUCACUACAAACAAGCAUGGCCGCCCAUGAUUCAUGCCAUCGCUCUCUGGUUGACAAAUGUGGCAUUCAAACAUCCCGAAGACACUGUUAUCGGAGCGGGCGACGAAGUACCAGCUAGGCUGACCAUGGAUACGUUGGAGAAGUCUCAUGAAGAAAUAAAUUGUGAUCGCUUCCACCUCAUCGCAGGGAUAUGUAUUGAAGCAAUGUGCUCACCCAUGGCCACUUAUCCUCAAGGAACCGUGGAGACUUGCAUCGAUGCUGUUAAUGCACUGUUGGAAUCUAAUUUUGGUAGAACGCGUAUUGUUCAUAAGAAUGAAUUAUGUAUUGAACUCUUGACUGUCCUAUACCGUUUGUUAUUAUCGUAUGAAGAAAUUCGCAUCCAGCAAACCAUAUUAGAUAUAGUUUUUAAGUGCACGCAAGCUUAUGGCGAGAAAAUAAAUUCGCGAGAGGAGGUUGAAGAUGAUACUGAACCAAAGAAAUAUAUAGAGCGAAGAGAAGAAGAGUUAGUGCCAAAAAAGAGUGUGGUAUUCUCCAUCUUAGAGGUUUGUACAUACAUGGUCACAAAGUAUGCGCAUUCAGUCAUGCCAGAGAGCACUCAGAAGAUAAAAUCAAAUUCUCGAAAAUACGAGUUUAGUCCGUCUUCUGUAAAGUUGUUGUCGCAUAUCACUUCCAUUUUGUCGCAACUACCUGAUCUGUGUUCUCCAUCCGCAAGUCUUGUUUGCCUUCCGACAAUCGUGUUUUUGUCGACGACAGUACUCAAAUAUAUCGCUGUCGGUCUUGAUGAAUCAUUUCAGAAUGUAAGCGAAUUAAAGCUGGCAUUGGAAAAAAUUAUACGUAGUUUUAAAAAAGUGAUAACCUCUGAACAUGGUCGAAAUGAGUUAUGCGUUAAAAGCUGGGAAAAAAUUAUUCAAAGUUCAUUUAUGUCAUUACUUCAAGUCCCACAAGAGUGUGUCAGGUAUACUGCAUUGAAAGAUGCGUCAUCGCCUGGUCUUGCUUUGUGGGAAAAUUUGUUACUCUCCUUCUCUGUGUUUAUUUUACAUACUCCAAACCAAGCUGUGAGUAAAACGGUGUUGCUGGCAGAUUGUAUCGAAGUGUUUGUUGAUGUCAUUAAAUAUGCUCCCGCAAAGUUACGUCUGCAUGCUUUAAAAAUUAUCGAGAGCAUGGUGAAAAGCGUGGACGAAGAUAUAUCCAUACCGUUCAUUCGACAGUGUGUACCGCACGUGGUUGGGAUAUUAGAAGAAGCUCAAACUAAUAAACCAUCGUGUGACGUCGAAUUAACGGUUUGCAAAGAAAGUAUAUCGUUGAUCGAAAUUGUGUUAGCAAUGGUGGAAGAUAGCAAUCGUGUUCAUAUGAUGUCAAUAUAUGUUCCUGUGUUGAUUUAUCUUCUGUAUGAUUCAUCAUCACUGAGUAAAGCGAACGGAUUUUCGCGAUCACUUCACGAAUUUUGUAUACAACGAUUAACUGCGACUGGACCUUUGUAUCCACUUGCAUUCCGUUCAAUUAUGGGUGGUACGCCUGAAUUAAAAGACAAACUGACCGCAGGUAUUAAAGCCAACGAAGCGAUUAAAACAGCAAAGAAGAACAUGGAGAUGAAUAAGUCAUCGGCGCCAGCACAGCCACAAAUAAAACUGAAAAUGGACUUCAGUAACUUUAAAUGAACAAGAAGGAAUGCGUGAAUAGAUAAGAGAACUUUUCAAGUGUGUAAAUAAAUAAAUUUUAUAUGAAUUUUCAAAAAAUAGCUGACAACUAAAUAAA
Molecule: messenger RNA, 6366 nt
Organism: Hydractinia symbiolongicarpus
Lineage: Eukaryota; Metazoa; Cnidaria; Hydrozoa; Anthoathecata; Hydractiniidae
Product: HEAT repeat-containing protein 5B-like
Exons: 32
Coding region: 117-6269 (2050 amino acids)
Biological process (GO): endocytosis; intracellular protein localization; retrograde transport, endosome to Golgi
Cellular component (GO): endocytic vesicle; membrane; Golgi apparatus
Source: RefSeq, a predicted model, not a curated record